AUGGAGGAAGAGCGAAAAGUGACAGACUUUGAGAUGCUAGUUCAAUGCUGGCAUAUGAGCCCUGAUAACUUCUCUUCAAUAUCUGAGUAUGUUGAGGAUUUCAUGCGCGCGGCAGCACGCCUCGCGGACAGAGACAUGACCAUUCCACCAUACGCAAUCUUGCUGAAAAUCAUGGAUGGCUUAGGCCAGACCAACCGACUCCCCCUGAAAAAUAAAUUGAUUGACAAAUUGCAACAAACUAACCACACGGGAUCGAACUUUACCCAAGGGAAACUACAGGAGUAUGUCAACAUGCUUCAAGAGGAGUUGAGAAUCGAAGAAAUCACGCGCAGCUCCUAA
Penicillium malachiteum is the source of this 339-nucleotide messenger RNA. RefSeq lists its product as uncharacterized. The coding region runs from base 1 to 339 and encodes 112 amino acids. The record is from RefSeq and is a predicted model, not a curated record. Lineage: Eukaryota; Fungi; Ascomycota; Eurotiomycetes; Eurotiales; Aspergillaceae. The transcript has a single exon.